Molecule: messenger RNA, 1731 nt
Organism: Pestalotiopsis fici W106-1
Lineage: Eukaryota; Fungi; Ascomycota; Sordariomycetes; Amphisphaeriales; Sporocadaceae
Exons: 3
Coding region: 1-1731 (576 amino acids)
Molecular function (GO): flavin adenine dinucleotide binding; oxidoreductase activity, acting on CH-OH group of donors
Source: RefSeq, a predicted model, not a curated record
AUGUCGACAAGCAGCUUUGACUAUGUGAUUGUUGGCGGUGGGCUGGCCGGUCUUGUGCUAGCCGCCAGGCUCUCGGAGGAUGCAAACAUCGAAGUCUUCGUGAUUGAGGCUGGUGAAGAUCAGACUGCUGAUCCUCGAGUCACUAUCCCUGGCAUGUGGCCAACCUUGAUUCGUUCAGAGUCUGCUUGGAACUUCAGUACCGUUCCCCAGGAAGGGCUUCAAAACCGGGAGAUUGGUUUCCCACUGGGCAAGCUGCUUGGCGGCUCCAGUGCACUCAAUGGACUUUCUUUCAGCGCCACUUCAAAGACCAAUGUUGAUGCUUGGGAGGGCCUGGGAAAUCCAGGAUGGGGCUGGUCCCGUUUCGUCAAGUCCAUGAAAAAGUCGUACACCUUGGGCGAUGCCGAGUGCCCGACCGGCGGGCCGAUCCAGCUGAGUGCCCCCGAAGACGAUAGCGAAUGGCCCGACGUGUGGAAAAGGACCAUUGAAUCGCUCGGGUUCCCCACCACCGGAGGCACCCUUGAUGGUGAAUUCUCCGGUAGCGCAGUAGCUUUGGACGCCGUGCAGCCUGCCACCAAGCAGAGAAGUUACUCCGCGAAUGCAGCGGAGGCUGAGAAGAUUUUGUUUGAUACCUCAAACAAGACAGUCGCUACUGGCGUGCAGCUGACCAAGGAUGGAGAGACGAAAAUCGUCAAUGCUCGCAAAGAAGUCAUCGUCACUGCAGGGACUAUCAACUCUCCUAAAUUGCUGGAACUCUCAGGUGUCGGUCAUGCGGCCCUACUGAAGUCAGUGGGAAUCGAUGUUGUCAUUGAUAACCCCAAUGUCGGUGAAAAUCUCCAAAACCACCCCAUGUGUACUUUCAACUUUGAAGUACGCGACGAGGAAGGUUUCGAUACGAUCGACAAGCUUGCAAGACAAGAUGGCGGCGCUAUUGCCGCUGCGAUGGACGCGUAUUCGAAGCAGAAAGGUCCCUUCUCCAAAAGCGGUGCGAAUCUGAUCGCACAGUUGCCAACUCCCCGGGUCGAGACUGGGGGAAACACGUCAGAGCUUGUCAAACUCCUGCGAAGCACGAUCUUGGAGAACCAACAGAAGCCAAAGUCGUUUGAGGAAUACCAUGAGGCUUUUGUGCACUCUGUGCUCUCGUCCCCCACGGAGGCGUCUGGUUGCUACCUUGCAAUACCAGGAUAUGCUGGAGCAACAGGUGAUGGCUGGAUGGCUCCGACACCAGCGGGAGAUGAAAAGUAUCUCACCAUUACCCUCCUUCUCGCCCAUCCACUUUCUCGCGGCUCGGUGCACUUGAACGCAUCCCCUUCUGGCGCAAAGAUCCUCGCCAUUGACCCAAAGUAUUUGACGCACCCUCUUGAUGUCGAGGUCAUGGCGCGCCAUUUGCAGGUUGUUGAGAAGAUUGCAUCCACCGAACCACUAGCCAGUCACCUCAAACUGGACGGUAAACGCAGCCCCUCUGCACCGCCAUAUGGGAGCUUUGCAGACCUAGAUGUUGCCAAGGAUUACCUACACAAAACAGCCAUCGGCGCUCAUCACUUCACCGGCACAUGCUCCAUGAUGCCUCAGGAAUUGGGUGGUGUGGUGGAUGCGCAGUUGCGUGUGUAUGGGUGCCAGAACCUUCGUGUGUGCGAUGCGAGUAUCAUUCCGAUCACUCCAAGGACCAAUCCCCAGGCGACGGUAUAUGGCGUGGCGGAACAUGCGGCAGCGAUCAUCAAAUCUGGUCUUUGA